AUGUCCCGCGAGGCCCAUUCCGCUCAAAAUAAAUAUUCAGCUGGAGACCUUGAUAGCGACGCUGAAUGCGAAGUGGAGGACGCUACAACAACACUGCAAAUAAUCGACGACCUUAGAUCCAUUCUUCCUCUGGUAUUUCCAACGGAUGAUGAGGAUCCAGAACCAUCAAUGAUCUUCCACGACGACAUCUCACGACACAAUAUUCUCGUUGACGACAGCGGGAAACUGACUGGCUUGCUAGACUGGGAGUGCGUCUCAGCGGUGCCUUUAUGGAAGGCCUGCGACUAUCCUUCAUUUUUAGAGCAGCGACCACGACGCUCAGAGCCUAACAUUGAAAGAUAUAAACGCAGUGUCGACAAAGAACCUAGUGAACUGUACUUUGAGCACCUAUGGCAUUAUGAGAUCACUCUUCUACGCGAUAUAUUCAUUGAUGAGAUGAGAAGACUAGACUUGGGAUGGGUCGAAGUUUUUGAAAAGAGCCAGGUCAAAAGAGACUUUGACAAUGCAGUGCAUAGAUGUGACAGUGAUAUAUCUGCCCAGGAGAUCAAAGCAUGGAUUGGAGACAUGACCGCUGGUAUAAGCAUUGACGAUAGGAUCUGGUCACGGGGGGCAAUGCCAAUGUAA
This is a messenger RNA of Penicillium concentricum, 624 nucleotides long. RefSeq lists its product as uncharacterized. Bases 1 to 624 code for a protein of 207 amino acids. The transcript is spliced from 2 exons. Lineage: Eukaryota; Fungi; Ascomycota; Eurotiomycetes; Eurotiales; Aspergillaceae. The record is from RefSeq and is a predicted model, not a curated record.